Messenger RNA from Mus musculus (house mouse), 9414 nucleotides. It is a transcript of the gene Cyria, whose product is annotated as CYFIP related Rac1 interactor A. The transcript has 13 exons. Gene Ontology annotation, molecular function: small GTPase binding. NCBI's taxonomy places the organism in Eukaryota, Metazoa, Chordata, Mammalia, Rodentia, Muridae. The record is from RefSeq and is marked validated. Bases 288 to 1259 code for a protein of 323 amino acids. Gene Ontology annotation, cellular component: membrane. Gene Ontology annotation, biological process: regulation of actin filament polymerization.
AUCCACAGCAGCGGAGCGGGCGGCCGAGCAGGAACGAGGCGGCGACAGCGGCUGCGACUCCGUGGGAAGCAACACUGAGGAAUGCAGGUGAGCUGAGGCGCAGAGAAGAGGGCUCUGAAGAGAAGCACCCUGAGGAGCACCACUCCCAUAAGGACAGAGACCCUCGGGGACCACAGACUUGAUUUGGAGAGCUCUUUCCUGUGGCCUCAUAGCUGCUCUUCUGCUUUGUCCCUUCAGUCUGGAUUGGUGACACACACCCACUGGAGAUUAUUUCCAGGUUUGCUGGCAUGGGAAACUUGCUCAAAGUCCUGACCCGGGAAAUUGAGAAUUAUCCACACUUCUUCCUGGAUUUUGAAAAUGCACAGCCUACAGAAGGAGAGCGAGAGAUAUGGAACCAGAUCAGUGCUGUCCUCCAGGAUUCUGAGAGCAUCCUCACAGACUUACAGGCUUACAAAGGGGCAGGACCAGAGAUCCGAGAUGCAAUUCAAAAUCCCAAUGACAUUCAACUUCAGGAGAAGGCUUGGAAUGCAGUGUGUCCUCUGGUGGUGAGGCUGAAGAGGUUUUACGAAUUCUCCAUCCGUCUUGAAAAAGCACUUCAGAGUUUAUUGGAAUCUCUGACGUGUCCACCCUAUACACCAACCCAGCACCUGGAACGGGAGCAAGCCCUCGCAAAGGAAUUUGCAGAAAUCUUACAUUUUACCCUUCGAUUCGAUGAGCUGAAGAUGAGGAACCCCGCUAUUCAGAAUGACUUCAGUUACUAUCGAAGAACAAUAAGUCGUAACCGUAUCAACAACAUGCAUCUAGACAUUGAGAAUGAAGUUAAUAAUGAGAUGGCCAAUCGAAUGUCCCUCUUCUAUGCAGAAGCCACACCGAUGUUGAAGACUCUUAGCAAUGCCACAAUGCACUUUGUCUCCGAAAAUAAAACCCUGCCAAUAGAGAAUACCACGGACUGCCUCAGUACGAUGACAAGCGUCUGUAAAGUCAUGCUGGAGACACCGGAGUACAGGAGCAGGUUUACAAGCGAGGAGACACUGAUGUUUUGCAUGAGGGUGAUGGUGGGCGUCAUCAUCCUCUAUGACCACGUGCACCCCGUGGGAGCUUUCUGCAAAACAUCCAAGAUUGAUAUGAAAGGCUGCAUAAAGGUGUUGAAGGAACAGGCCCCAGACAGUGUGGAAGGGCUCCUGAAUGCUCUCAGGUUCACCACAAAGCACUUGAAUGAUGAAUCGACUUCCAAACAGAUUCGAGCGAUGCUUCAGUAGAGGCCUGCUCAGAGAGGAGGAUCUAUGCUGACCUCAGAAGAUGUAGAUGUUUACAUAAUUUAAUACAGAUUGAUGUUAAUACUUGUGUAUUUACAUAACCAUUUCCUUCUUGUCACUGAAAUAUAUGGACCUGAAUUUGUAUCCUGACUGAUUCAACCCAGCCGAGCAUAAAUUGACUUGAGCGCCUUACCUUUGAUGUCUGAAGCGAAACUCCUUUCACCAAGGGCCAGAUUCGGAAACUUCAACCUUGGCUGCUGGAGUCCUGUAGUGAUACCUGUAACAAUCAGAAAUUCUUAAUCGCUUGUGGUAUGGUUUUAAUUCUAGAUGUUUUAUCUCUCUGGGAGUAUAGUUUAUAGAAACACAAAGUACUUGAUUUCCUGUGUCGGCUCAGAUACAAGAAACACACACAACUGUUACCCUGACAGAGAACAGAGAGAGAAGAUCCAAGAUAAGAAAACUGCAUGUGGAGAGCGGCGCACAAGAGUUCUGAGUUCAGCACGUCCCCCACCCUCUUCCUGCCGCCUGCAAACCUCACGUGCAGCUUUUCUAUAUGCACGUGUUUUAUUAAUCUGAAUAUUCUCCUUCUGUCUCGGUUUGUGUCCCUUUCAUUCCCUUUUAGUAUUUGCAAGAGGAAAAUUGUCUGUGUUUUAAUCAGCUAAUGAGGAGGCUAUGGGAUGGACAGAGGGCUUCUUGCAGGAGAAUUGAGAAAAGUGACUAUCUUAAGAAUAUUAUUUCUUUUUUUAAAAAAGAAUAUUAGAGAGAAAGAGAGAGAGAGAGAGUUGGCAUAAGGACAGUCUUAUCUGUGUCAACCCUCUGCCUGCAGGGACAGAUAAAUGGAACUCUGGUUGUGAUAUCAUAACUAAGAUCAGUCACCUCCCAGGAGUCUGCAGAGUUCUAGGUACACCACCCGUCUUAAUAUGGGAGCUCCCAUUCUGUAUCAAAAUGGACUGUUCAUAUCAGAGCUGAGAACUAAAGCACUUCGUUCAUUAUCAGAAAACUGGAGGAAUUUAGAGAGAGGAAAUCUACGAUUUCUAAUUACCUGGAGUCAGCCCCCACUAGUCUGAGUACUUCGGCAAAUUCACUUUUUGUCUCACCUUCAUCAUAUGGCUCAGUGGUUAAGAGUACCUGUUGCUGUUGCAGAGGACCUGGAUUGGAUUCCCAGCACCCACUCAGUGGCCCACAACUAUCCAAUACUCCCGAUGCAUGGGAUCCAGUGCCCUCUUCUGAUCUCUAUGGGCAUCAGGCAUGCACACAGUACACUUAUAUACAUGCAGAAAAAAAUACUGAGACACAUGAAAUAAGAUAAAUCUUUUUUUUAAAUCUAAAAUGGAAGGCUACUAGGAGCCACUACACUAACCUUUCUUCAUGCAUAAAUCCAAUGAGUACUACCCCACCCAUCUUGAUGAAUAUCAAUAUCUUCAGGACUGCAAUCAUUCUGCCUAUAGGUCAGAACUGAGCUAGGAUGGAAUCUUGAAACAUAUUCUGACCUCCAAUGAAAAGAUAUGGGCAUACAAGGUGAGUUGUACGUAGAACUAAAUCCUUGAGUGUUUCCCACCUGACUCUACUAUACUCUUCCUGAUCACCAUGUGGCCUAAGAAUAUAUACUAUGGAGUCUAUGGACCACUGUAGAGAAGUUUUUAGUCUAGCCUGUUUGAUUACUUGUAAAUCUCUGCUAGAAGGAGAGAAUUUUCCAGACAACUGAAUGAAUGAUAAUCCUGGAAGUCAGGUCUAGGAUGAUUAGGGUGUGGUAUUAUUUGGUUUGCAACAUCCCAAGGCAAUACUUCCAGACUAAGGUGGCCAUCCAGCAUUCCUUUGAGUCCUCCAAGAAAGAUGAUACUUGGUUCAUUUCAAAAAACCAAAUGCAGACAAAUGGGAGAACCAGUUCCCCAGCUUAUGUUAGCAUAGUCAACAGCGAGCAUAAAGACUUUGUCACUUGGAGCGUUACCAGCAGAGUAAAUGUGGCCAUUGACUGGCCUAAGCAUUCUCUAAGAGUUGUGCUAGAUGGCUUCCAUGAUCUUGUCAAACCUAGAAAUUCCAAAAUCUCGAGGAAGCUAGAAAACACAAUCCUGUGGCAGUAAGACAUUCUCCAGUGUUCAGCUUUAGGGAUUUUCUAUUUGGCAGCCAUAGGCAAUGCUUAUUUGGGCAACUCUCACGCCUACAAGAGCAGAGAUGCACAAUAAGCAUUUGUCCAUUUGCUCUUUCCUCAACAGAGGAGAUUAGGAUUUCAAAGAACAAAGAACUGCCCAGUUUCUAUUGGGCUCUUAGACACAGACCUGAGCCAUGAACCCAAGCCACGUAUCUACACCAUAGCUGCCUCUCAGCUGGCUACAUAAGGAAACAUUAGGGAUUAACUGUCAGAAUAUACAUACAUACAUACAUACAUACAUACAUAAAUAAAUAAAUAAAUAAAUAAAUAAUAGCUUAGGACAUUUGUAACUCUUAGUUAGACUUUCUAUUAAAUGGGACCAAAUGUGUGUAUGGGUGCUGUCAGUCUGCUUCAGUCUAGCCAGUCCAGUAUCUCCAAGAUGAGACUCAACAGGACUUGGAUUUUGAGAAGCCCAGGCUCUAAAUAAUAGCCUCAGGUCAUCAGGGGGACAGACUGAGUGUCUGUGAUCACUAACAGGGAGUGGGCCUUGAGUCCACUCCAGAACUGUGGUGGGAGACCAAUACUCUUAACAGACUGUCCAGUAGGUAUCGGGAAUCCUUGAACAAUUUGGGUUUUCUUCCCCUUUUUUCUCUUUCGUGCUGCAUGCACAUUUAUCCAACACUCACGGGUUGUUUGGGAAAAAGUACCAGCAAUGAUGUCGAUGUUAAUAAUACUUCAUAAUUGAUAUCUUAUAGCUUUCAAGUAAAGUGUUUUCUAUAACUCAGAUAAUUAAUUUGAAGCAAGAAAGAAGGUAAAAAUGAGGUUUCCCAGCCAUGUUGCUGCUUUUGGCAUGGUCGCUUCUCUGAGGUUCACCUAGGCUUUCACAGCAAAAGUUGGGUGGAAAGAGAAAUUUUUAUUUGUGAUGACACAAUAGAGCCAGAAUAUUAGCUAACAACGUUGAAGGAGGUGUUGGGUGUUUUUAAAUAUUUAGUUAAUAUAUUCCUCAUGGACAUAAAAUACAUUCUUAGUUAUUAUCAUUAUGUCAAACAAGAAUGGCAAGCCUAAGUUUGUGAGGCAUCAUCACAAUUCUGUCAAAAUAAUGUUAUGCUUUUGAAAGAUAAAGCCUGCUCAAUCUAGGGAUCCAGUUGUGCAGUAGAGUUCAGACUUCUCAUCCAAUCUUAUAUUGUAGGCAUUUCUCAAGUGUUUUAGAUAUUAAUAACUAACAUUGGGAUUUUACUUUGCCAGCCCCAGCCUUCAGAACUCCAUUGUCAUAGUACACCUGUAAAAAUGGUUGCACAUCAGAAGGGGCUUUGAAGCGCUUGUAUGUUGUUUGCCGGAGUCAUUGUAAUUUUUUUGUUUGUUUUUUUGGGCUUUUUGUUUGUUUGUUUUUGCCUGCAUUGCCUCUUUUUGUACAGAACUUUUGAGUGUGAAAUGAAAAUUAAAGUUUGGUACAUACACAGUUUAAAAUCAUGUUUGUAUAUGAUGCAUAGGCAAAAUGGAUGGCCCUGCAUGGAAGUCUGCUCAACUUGCUGUGAGGAAAUGACGUCAUAUCAGCUGAUCUUCCAUCAUAGUUUCUUCAAAUAUGGAAUGUAAUUCCCCAAGGGGCCUGCUUUUAGAAUCACUGGUCUCACAUUUAUUUCAACAAGGACCUUAAUUAUAUUAAAAUUAAAAUAAAGAAAGAGAGAGAAGGAGAGAAAGAGAAUCAAGACUAAUACUUAGAGAUGUAAGAGAGCUGCUUGUCCAGGCAUGCUAAGAAACUCCAGGAAUGCUCUUUCACUCAUUUUAAUGCAGUAGCAUUUUGUGAAUUUGGCAAAAUGGGUGAAAGAAGGAAACCCUCCCCUGUGUAAGUUCAUUUCUUUCAGACAACAGAAGCAUUAAAAUGGUUCUUUUAACUCUUCAGCACUGACACUUUCCAGAGUGCCACUUUUAUUACUCUCUAAACUUCUGAAGCCAGAGACCUAAUUGUAUGUUUUCUCAAUGAAUUUGAAUCUCCAAGAGCGACCUUCUAUAACAGCCAGUGAAAAGGUUGACUUGGGGUAUGAAAGGAAUGGGAAUGAGGUCUUUUCUGUAAAUUGACAAAUGGUUGAAUUAUAAGUGGGUGGCCAGGCAGUAGUGGAGCACGCCUUUAAUCCCAGCACUUGGGAGACAGAGGCAGGCAGAUUUCUGAGUUCGAGGCCAACCUGGUCUAUAGAGUGAGUUCCAGGACACCCAGGACUACAUAGAGAAACCCUGUCUGGAAAAAAAAAUAUGUAUAUAUACAUAUACAUACACACACACACACACACACACACACACACACACACACACGCAUGGGAAAAGUCUGGUAAACAGGAAAGAAGAUUUUGGAGUAUAUGAGUGUGUAUAUAUGUGUCUGUCUGUCUGUACUUACAGGACCAUGAGAACCAUGGAGCAGGGAAGAAAGUAUGUAUGUGCCUGUCAAGAUCGAUACAGUUAAAUAAUGUUGGUGAAUUUAUUUGAACUGUAUUCAUUAGGUAUAUUGAUUUCCAUGCCCAAGUUGAAGUAGAAACUAGUAAAGGACCCACUCAUCUGACCCAUGUGGUAACUCAUACAAAGUAAAUAGAGGGUUGAAUAUUGCAUUCACCACCCCCCACCCCCAGCUGACCUUCAGAAUAGAGAGCUAUUUUUUUCUGGUCACAUUCAGCCUGGCAGGAUUGUUUUUUUGUUUUUUUGUUUUUUGUUUUUUUUUCUGCUGUGUUUUCUCUUCCCUCCAUCUGAUUCCAAAGAUCUAGAAAUGCAGCAAUUCAUGGAAAUAGGCUCCAUAAAAUGCUUCUGUAGACUGGCCUUUGAAAUUAUGCUAUGUAGGAUUCUAGAUCAAUCUCAGAAUUUAAUAGUGAUUUUCUUAAGUGGACAGUUCUUAGAAAUCCCUUAAAGUAUUUUCUCAUCAAACCUUGUGUUUCUGGAAGUCUCUCCUUCUCUACCUCUCUUUUCUGCUUAGUUUUAGGUCUUCUUUGCCUUCCCUGCAGUUGGUUUUGUUUCAAGAUGAGGGACAUAUUUCAUUGACCAUUCUGUGGCUGCUAAUGGUGUCAUUGGUCUGAUUUGAGAAACAAAGGGCUCUUUCUUGAAGUUCACUCUAAAAUCAACAUGAAAACACUUGGGGAAGCCAUCAAACUACUCUCCUCCAAAUAACAAUACACUUGGAAGAAAUGCCUUCCUUUUGCUUGAGAAAAGUCCUCUGAGAAGCAUGGGGAAGAGGACAUGGUUGAUGGUUUUAUAAGUAAUCAUAGAUGCAGAGACACUUCAUUCCCAUAAUGAUGACAUCAGGCGUACCAUCUUUCCUUCCAUGUGUUUGAAAUUUGCAAGGCCAAGCCUUUCUUUUAUUUCCUCCAUGGAUUUUUCCAUGAAUAACCUUCUCCAGUCCCUACAACAUGCUAAAAAUUCUCUUCUGAACUGUUACUGCAUUUAACUUACUUUCUACUAGAUCCAUGCCAGUACACAGUGUUUGGAAAUGUAUCUUUUAAUCACUGAGUCUUGAAAUUCUGAGGACAAAUAAUGAGCCUCAUUGGACAAUAGAAGCUUUCUACUAAUGUGAAACUCCAAGGCCCUGAAAACCAGGUGUGUUGAAGUUAAUUUUUGAGAAUUGGUUUACCCAACUUAGGAUCCAUUCACAUACUCACAUUACCUGCUCAGUUGGACAAUCAAUUUUAUUUCUGGAAGAAAUAUUUACUAACUGUCAGGAUAUUUUAACCUCUCUGGACACAGAGAGGUUGCACCUUAUGGCUCAUUUGCAAAGAACCCAAAUGGGAAAACAGACUGCUUUUGAUUAAAAGUUGGAGCAGCUAGACCUGGCACUGGAGGUAGCCAGUACACUAAGCAGGUAGUGUCUUACUCCAUUCAGACCAGGGUGUUCUUUAGUGAGAAUGCUGAGUUUGACACAACCAGAACACCAAAGCACAACAAAUCAACUCAAUACAAAGUAGAUUUGUCAACUUGACACAAUCUGGAGUCACCUGGGAAGAGUCUGAAUGUUGGAGUGUAUGUAUGGAGUUGACCUGUGCCUAUAUGUGUGAUGGAAUAUCUUGAUUAAGUUAGUUUGCCUAGAAAGACCCAGCCCACUGUGGAUGGUACCAUUCCAUAGAUAGGGGGUUGUGUGAGAAUGAAGAAAUGGAACUGAGCACAAGCAAAUAAACAUGCACAUAUCUACUUCCCCCUGUUCUUGACUAUGGGUGUGAUGCGACAGUUUUUAGCCCCUAGCCCCUUGAGAUCCCCAUACAAAAGGACUAUAAUGUGUAAUUGUGAACUGAAAUAAACCUGGUCCCUCCUAAGCUGUUUUUUUAGGGUAUUUUAUCACAGCAACAAAAACAAAAAGCGAUAGCUACAGAACUUGGUUCAGCACCUUGGAUAGCAGACCAUGCAACAUCUAAUAAGAGUGUAAUGGAAUCUGAAAUCACCAAGUCUUGUUGGCUAUUUCCAGGUUGUCUUGAGAAGUCUGAAUAUUAAAGAUUUGUAACUUUCAAAACUAUAUCCACUGGGUUACUGCCAAGGCAUUUUUCUCCCUCUUGGGACUUCUGAGCAUUACAUAAAUUGAAUAGAAAGCAGUUGGGACAUGUGUAGAAAUGAAGCUAGCUUUUCACAUUUAUGGUAUGUUGAAAUAAAGCAAACUCAUAAAAAUGGCCUUUCUCCUUCCCCCCAUCCUUCCUCUUCUUCCCUCUUCUUUUCUUUAGCUUUUGGGACAAAGUCUCUCUGUGAGCCCAGUCUUGCUCACCCCAAUUCUGUGCACUACAAGUAUUCAUUUUUAAGCCCUAUACUGUUUGUUAAUUAUGACCACAAAGCAUAACACACAUGCUUUCUAAAGAGUCUCAAAACAUAUACUAACAUCUCUGAAGUCUGUUUUAUUUGCUUCAAACUUUCUCGUCUCUUUCCAAGAUCACUAUGCUACACUAGCCCCUCCUUUAGUCUCUUCUGCACAUAGAAGAUAACUUACUUUAUUGUGGACCAUAUUUGGUAAUAUGUGUAUCUUUAGCAAGUUUCCUGAAAUAUGUUGUUAGAGAUAUUCAUUGGCAUUCUCCAGGGAGUUAAUGGUAAUAUUCAAAUAUUUGUCAUACAAAAUUAAAUACAUUAUUACUUUAUUUACCUAUUUAUUUCACAACCAGAUUUUCCCCAUAUAUUAUGAGUUUUCACAAAUGAGAUGAUGAAAUAAUUGGUAGUAAUUUUCAGAAGCAUUUGUCUAUAAAAUUAUUUUGUGUUUCCUAGAACAUCAGUAAUUUCUUAUGGUCAUUAUCACUCUACAAAACACUACAAAAAUACUAGCGUGAGAUACAAGGCCUUCCAAGAGACAAACCAUCUAAGUGUGUUAGUUCUUUCAUUCCUUCAUCUAAACUCCUAGGUCCAUUUCAUUCACCAUAUGUCAAAGAUGCUGUUUUACUCUCCUAUGCUACACAGCCAUUCUCAGUUUUCUAGUGUAUCAUCCAUUUUUCCUAUUUUAUGUGUGGACAAUAAUACUGCUUCUUUCUGGCUGGUGUUCUAUUUCCUCUCAUUAUCUGCUAUGUAGAGGCCUGGUCAUCCUGAGGGCAUCGUUCAGAUGUCUUCUUUGAGCCUUUCCAUGAGCUGCCUGAGCAAAGUUUUGUUUACUUUCCUGUUUCCCCAACCUUUCUCCUUCUUCUCUAUCCUCCCUCUCUUGUCCUCCCUCCCUCCUCUUCCCUUUCCUUCUUUUCUUCCAUAUAUAAAGACUAAAAGCCAAACUACACCUUUGAUAUGACAUAUAUUGUCUUAGAUAAGUUCUUGUUGCUGUGAUGAGACAUCAUGACCAAAGCAACUUGGGGAGGAAAUGGUUUAUUUGGCUUACACUUCCAGAUCAUACUCCAUAAUUGGAGGAAGUCAGAACUGUAGUCUCCCCUCCCCCAGCCUGAAACCUGCUUGCUCUGGGGUGGAGUUUCCUGCUCAUUCGUUCUGCCACGCCCACUGCUGGAACCUGCCGCCUUGCUGUUCCGAAGCCAUCACGUGCUCACCCUGCUACUGGAUUCCGAGAUUAUUUGGCGGGAAUCGGGUCCCGUCCCCCUUCCAUCAUAACUGAGUGUUGCAACAGUAAAAAUUGAGCUUUGAUCAGAGUGA